This is a messenger RNA of Pogoniulus pusillus (Red-fronted tinkerbird), 1680 nucleotides long. RefSeq lists its product as uncharacterized. The record is from RefSeq and is a predicted model, not a curated record. The coding region runs from base 1 to 1119 and encodes 372 amino acids. The transcript is spliced from 4 exons. Lineage: Eukaryota; Metazoa; Chordata; Aves; Piciformes; Lybiidae.
AUGGCAUCUGCCAGAUCAGAGCAGGAGGAGCCCAGCCCCAAGCUGGGCCCAUUGCGGGCCAAGGGAGCCUCUGCCUGGCGUCCAGGUUCUGCAGGGGGUGCGGAGACUGCCCCGGAGCAAGGGCUGGGAGCGGAGCCGGAGCCGGGAGCGGGAGCCGCAGCGAGAGCCGGAGCCGGGAGCGGGAGCCGCAGCGAGAGCCGGAGCCGGGAGCGGGAGCCGCAGCGAGAGCCGGAGCCGGGAGCGGGAGCCGCAGCGAGAGCCGGAGCCGGGAGCGGGAGCCGCAGCGAGAGCCGGAGCCGGGAGCGGGAGCCGCAGCGAGAGCCGGAGCCGGGAGCGGGAGCCGCAGCGAGAGCCGGAGCCGGGAGCGGGAGCCGCAGCGAGAGCCGGAGCCGGGAGCGGACCAGGAGCAGCAGCUGGGCUGGCUGGAGGAGCACAAAUGCUGCUGAGCGCAGGCAGCGCUGGCAGGACCCUGGCGGACACCCGCCCAGGCUGUGCCGUGCCCCGGCAGGAGCUUUGCAGCAGCUGCUCUCCGCUGCGGGUUCAUUGUCCUGCUGCAAGGAGGCUCUGGUGGAGCUCAGAGCUGCCUUGCAGCGCCUGAAGGGGCUCUCCAGGAAGGAGUCCCUGAGCCUUCUCUCGGGUCCCCUUCAGCUGUUGAAACGAAGCUCUAAGGUGUCCUGGAGCCUUCUCCUCUCCAGGCUGAGCAGCCACAGCUCUCUCGGGCUGCCUUCACAGCAGAGCUUCUCCCACCCUCUGCUCAUGUCUGUGGCCUGCUCUGGAACCCCUCCAGCAGGUCCCUGUCUCCCUUGUGCUGGGGUGCCCCAGAGCUGGCCCCAGCAGUCCAGGCUGAGGUGUGCCCAAAGCAGAGGGGCAGAUGGUUCACAAGCACAGACACCACAGGCUGCCCAGGGCCCUUCCCACACUGCAGCUGCAGGCUUCAGUCAGAUCCUUUUAGGAUCAGACCUGGGAGACUUGAGGGCUAAGGCACCAGCAGCUCUGUCCUGCAUGCCAGGGAAACAAGCACCAAACCAAGUGAGACUUCUCUUAAUUGCAGUGGAAUUGCCCAAGCCAAGCACUAAGCCACUGAGCAUGCAAGUGAGCUGGGUGGCUUCAGGAGCCUGAGUAGCUUCAUGAGGCUGCUCAAACACAGUGACCAGUUGGAAGCUGCUCCCCUGUGGAAGCAUUUUCACUCCCAAUGUUCUCCAAGCACCUCAUGUGUUUUGCCCAGACCCCUUCCUCUUUGCCCCCAAAGGUAUUCAUGAGGUGAAAGUGAGAUCUUUGCCUUCCAGUAAGAACCAAAGAGAAAUGCUUUGCUCUAAAAGAUCUUGAAACUUUCCUCUUGGUUUGUUGGCAUCAGCUGAGCUGGGCUGAAUGCCACAUUCCUGGCCAGGUGAGCUGAGUUAAAGGCAGCUGUGGAUGGGCACAGACAAGUGCCAAGCAGAGGCCUGCUCACAAACUGUGCCCCAGCUGCAAGCAUGAAGUGAUGUCUCCAUCUGUCUGUCCCCUCCUUGCCUGCUGGCCAUGACCCUCACUGCAGUCCCUCUGCCUGCACUGCCUGACAGGGUCAGCAGUGCCAGAGCAGAGCAGCAGCCCCAGGCUGUCAGUGCACACCAAUGGCUUGGGCUGCAGCUCUGCUGAGCCCUAGGUUCAACCCUCCCUUCCUGGCCUUUUCCACCUGUGAAA